Molecule: messenger RNA, 4678 nt
Organism: Engraulis encrasicolus (European anchovy)
Lineage: Eukaryota; Metazoa; Chordata; Actinopteri; Clupeiformes; Engraulidae
Gene: pla2r1
Product: phospholipase A2 receptor 1
Exons: 30
Coding region: 138-4634 (1498 amino acids)
Cellular component (GO): plasma membrane; signaling receptor complex
Molecular function (GO): signaling receptor activity
Source: RefSeq, a predicted model, not a curated record
GGAGCGACGUGACGUAGAGAGCCCGAAAAACUCGGCGGAAAGUUAGCUGGUGAAAAACAUCCAUCCAUCCACCAGAGUUUUGCCGAGACUCGGAAUGCGCGUACUCGCCCCCGUGUCUAUCAUUCAUAGCUGUGGAUAUGCAAAAAUACUUUUCACGUCGCUGCAAUGUGUGUGUCGAUGGGGCGCUCCUCGCUCUCUGUAUUGUGCUGCUGAACAGCUUUGCUCUUGCCUCAGAGGACGAUGGGGUUUUGGGGGAAAAACAACUUGCCGAGCUGUACAGUAAAGGUGCGUUCAUCCUGGAGAUCGUACGGCCGGGUGCCCAGCAGCAGCAGUGCGUAACCCUGGACCCCUCGGCCUCCUCGCCCAUGGGGGGCCUGUACCUGACGGACUGCGGGCGGCCCACGCAGGCCAUGCUGUGGAAGUGGGUCUCCCGGCACCGCCUCUUCAACCUGGGCAGCAGCCUGUGCCUGGGCCUCAACACCAGCCACGCCGCCCAGCCGCUGGGGGCCUUCGAGUGCGACUCGCCCCUCCGCACCAUGUGGUGGCGCUGCAACGGGAACAUGCUGUACGGCGCGCUGCAGCUGAAGCUGGGCGUCGCCCUGGACGGCGGCGGGGGGCGGCUGACUGUCAAGAGGUCGUCCUACGCGGAGUGGAGGCGGUACCUGACGUCGGGAGAAGGGCCCUGCGCACAUCCCUACGAAGAGAUCCACACGCUGCUGGGUAAUGCCCACGGGAUGCCGUGUGCGCUGCCCUUUAAGUACAACUACAAGUGGUACUCGGAGUGCACCAGCGAGGGCCGCGAGGACCAGAGGCUGUGGUGCGCCACCACCAGCCGAUACGACCAGGACGAGAAGUGGGGCUUCUGCCCAAACCCAGCGUCGGGUUGCGACGGGCUGUGGGAGACCAGCCAUGAGUUGAAGGCCUGCUACCAGCUCAACCUCUACACCUUCGUCAGCUGGAUCCAGGCCCACGCCUCCUGUAGAGCACAGGGGGGACACCUGCUGAGCGUCACCAGCCUCGCCGAACAGAACUACAUCAAGGACAGACUUGCUGAUGUUGGGGUGAUGGUGUGGACUGGACUGAACCAUCUGGGGAAGGAAGGGGGGUGGCAGUGGUCCGACGGAUCCCCCCUCACUCUGAUCGACCUUUUCUCAACGGUGCCCCCCACCCCCAUGCUGGCCAGUCGGCAGUGCGGCGUCAGCAACAACAUGGCCGGCCAGCAGCAGUGGAUGAGCCUGUCCUGCGAGUCGGCUCUGCCCUACAUCUGCAAGAAGACGCCCAACGUCACAAACCGAGCGGAGCCUAUGGAGAGCUGGCAGUACCGUGCCACGGUGUGCCCCAAUGACUGGGUGCCCCAUAACCGCUACUGCUACCGGGUCCUGGAGGAGACUCACAGCUGGGACAACUCCAGCGCCGCCUGCCGCUCCCAUGGGGCCGAGCUGGCAUCCAUACAGACACUCUCACAGCAGGAGCUGCUGCUCAGCCUACUGACCAAUGUGUCGGCCCCGGCGGUGUGGAUUGGUCUGUUCAAGUCUGCCACGUCUCCGUCAGUAGAGUGGGCUGACGGCUCUGCGGUCACUCUGACCGUGUGGCACCACCAGGAGCGCUUCCUGCAGACCCACAACACACGCACAUGCGGCAAAACUGACCCACAGGGUAACUGGCUGUUGGGAGAGUGUUCCGAGAAGCUGCCUGCAGUGUGUAGGACGUCAGGACUGGUGCCGUUACACCCAUCAGGAGAAUGGGACGAAGGAUGCCCUGAGGGCUGGAAGCGUAAAGGCCACCAUUGCUACCAGCUGACGGAGACGGAGCAGACGUUUGAUGACGCCAUGAAGGGAUACUACUGCAAGGGACCACUGGCCACCGUGGAGGACAGGUUUGAGCAGGCGUUCCUGAACAGUCUUCUGGAGAGCCGUGAUGCGUCGGAGAGCCAGCACUACUGGAUCGCCCUGCAGGACAUGGACAAGGGCUGGGAGUACAAGUGGCUCAAGCAGAACGGCUCCAGCACGCCUCUCACCUACACCAACUGGAACCGCCACCAGCCAGUGAGUGUGGGGGGCUGUGUGGCCAUGAGUGGAGGUGCCGCCCUGGGCCACUGGGAGGUGAAGGACUGCAAGUCCCACAAGGCCCUGUCCGUGUGCAAGCAGAGCGUCAGCGGCUACACGGAGGACGCCGACAUGGACAUGCACCUGCACCACAUCGAGCGCUUCGCCCCCUGCCCGCCCGGGUGGGACUCCGGCCCUCACCUGAUCGUCUGUUACAAGGUGUUCCAUGAUGAGAAGGUGCUGAUGAAGCGUUCGUGGUCGGAGGCGGAGUUCUUCUGCCAGGCUCUGGGUGCCGAGCUGGCCAGCUUCGUCCAGUACGAGGAGGAGGCCUUCCUCAGGACCACCAUCGCCAAGAUGUUCGAUGGAACAGAAGGGCGAUGGUUCUGGGUGGGCUUCAAUAAGAGAGACCCAAAGUCAGAGGGAGGCUGGGAGUGGUCCGACGGGACUCCGGUGGUGAGGUCGUUUAUCGAGGAUAAGAAUGAAGACCUGAAUCAUGACUGUGCGGUCUACAGUGACCUCACAAACCACCUCACGCCGCAACCCUGCAACGCCAAACACGAGUGGAUAUGCAAAGUGGUCCGAGGUACCAAGCUGAAAGAGCCAUACUGGUACAACAACCAGGCCGAGCCCUGGGUGUUUUGGCGUGGCUCCGAGUACUACAUGGCCCGUAACAGCUUCCCCUGGGAGUCGGCCCUGAUGGUCUGCAAGAUGAUGGGAGCCGACCUGGUCUCCAUACACUCCAAAGCAGAGCUGGACUUCAUCCUGGAGCGCAUCGCCAAGGUACAACAUGGUCCUACAAAAUGGUGGAUCGGCUUGGCCAUGGAAACAGGUCACGAAGUUGAGUGGACAGAUGGGUCGCAUUAUGACUACUCUAACUGGCAGCCAACGCAGGCGGGAAGCCAGAGCGCCAGCCGGAAACGCUGCGCCUAUAUCUCCUCCCCAGCAGGAGGCUGGUUUGCGGACCCGUGCUCUGAGGUGCAUGGCUACGUGUGCAGGCGACAGACGGCCUCAGUCAUGGAGAUCCCCAGAGAACCCCAUUACAUCGGGGCCUGCCCCAACAACUGGUUCUACUUCGGACACAAGUGCCUCCUGUUGCACCUGGCCAGUGAGCCUAAGGAGGGGAAGAGCUGGAGGGACGCCCACUCCAUCUGCUCCGGCUUCGGGGGCUCCCUGGUGGCCAUCGAGGACGAGAUCGAACAAGCUUACAUCACCAUGCUGCUGGAUGGCAAAUCGGCGGGCGUUUGGAUUGGUCUUCGCGAUGGCGACACCAUGAAAUGGGCCAAUGGGAAGCCGGUCACCUACACCAAUUGGUCCCCUGUGGAACCUAAAAGUUCUCUCACUCAGGAUGAGUGGUUAAGCGAGCCCCACUUGAGUGACGCUCCAGUCUGCACGCUGCUCUCCAACAACCACAACUUCCACUUCACGGGCAAAUGGUACGACGAGAAGUGCAGCGAGAGCGGAUACGGCUUCGUAUGUCAGAAAGCACAAGACCCCAAGAAGGCUCCCACCCAUUCCUACCUGCCCGAGUCGCUGGAGGUGUCCGAGUACAAGAACCGCAGCUACCGGCUGGUGAAGGGCAACCUGAGCUGGUACGGCGCACUGAGCGCGUGCGUGGACCAGGAAGCAGAGCUAGUGAGCAUCACGGACCCCUUCCACCAGGCUUACCUCACCGUCCUGGUCAACAAGCUGGGAUUCCCACACUGGAUUGGACUCUACAGCCAAGAUGACGGCAUAAACUACCAGUGGUCGGAUGGCAGUGACACCCUGUACACGCACUGGGACGCGGGCGACGACGAUGACAGCGUGGUGGGGGACUGUGUCUACAUGGACGUGACGGGAGGCUGGAGGAGGGCCGACUGCGAGAGGAACCUCAAGGGGGCGCUAUGCCACUUCCCACCACCAAAGAGCAAUGCGGUGUCCCAUGGAGUAGACUGUUCGUCCAGCUGGCUGAAGUUCCGUGAGGGCUGCUACAACUUCGAGCCCGUGCUGCAGAGACUAGGCCUAGAGGAGGCCAGAGAACACUGCAGACAGAAAGGGAACUCCUCUGACGUGCUGACCAUCAGGAGUGAGGAGGAGAGUCGCUUCAUCCUGGAGCAGCUGGCUUCAUAUGGCCUUCCUCACCAGACCGUCUGGCUAGCCAUUAGCUUCGACACAGACACUGACUCCCUGUCCUGGUUGGACGGCACACCACUGGACUACUCCAGCUGGCACUUCCGCCCUCCCGACGCCCGCGUGCUGAAGGCCGACACCUGCGUGUCCCUGCGCGUGUCCGACGGCGUCUGGAACCUGGCCUCCUGCACGGACCAACUGGGCUUCGUCUGCAAGACCAAGACAGCGGCAGACCGGGCGGCUGAAGUGGAGGUGGAGCCCCUGAAUGGUAUGCACCACGGAGCUGUGGUGUUAGCGGUGCUGCUGGCCAUCAGUGUGUUCGCCCUGCUGGCCUGCGUGGGCUUGCUGGUCUACAGGAAAGUGGGCCUGCGGCGCCUGACGACUCUGGGACCAGCGUACUACAGACAGACCAGCUCGCAGUCCACCGAGUCGGACGGCAAUGUGCUCAUCGCAGACCUAGAGUCCACGGCAGGGGAAUAAGACUCAUGGUUUUGUAGUGUGUGUGUGUGUGUUUGUGUGUGUGU